This is a messenger RNA of Bacillus rossius redtenbacheri, 2083 nucleotides long. Its product is annotated as zinc finger protein OZF-like. Gene Ontology annotation, cellular component: nucleus. Gene Ontology annotation, biological process: regulation of transcription by RNA polymerase II. Gene Ontology annotation, molecular function: zinc ion binding; DNA-binding transcription factor activity, RNA polymerase II-specific. Bases 256 to 1518 code for a protein of 420 amino acids. The transcript is spliced from 6 exons. The record is from RefSeq and is a predicted model, not a curated record. Lineage: Eukaryota; Metazoa; Arthropoda; Insecta; Phasmatodea; Bacillidae.
UGGCUAUUAAUGUAAAAAAGAACAUGAAAAGUAGAAAAACAGCUCACGUAAGCCUACAGCUAGAAUUCCAUUAAGGGAUAUUACAAAUGCUAAGACUGUCUGAUUGUCUGAUUAUCAACCAAGUAUAACGUCAAACAGCAAACGCUUAAAGCCAAACUAUAAAGUAAAUGUCAUGUUUGUUAUUGUUUAUUAUGUUGUUUGACGAAGAGUUUGUUUACAGUUGUGAGCACUAUCGUUGCUGUAUAACUAAACUCAAUGAUCAUUGUGUUUUAUCAAUGCUUUACACUUAGAAACCCAAUAUUUCGUAAAACAAAUUUCCGUAAUUUAAUAAUGAGCAACAACGUUUUUGAGAAAAUGUGUCGUUUGUGUAUGUCCCAGAAAGACAAAUUGUUUCCUAUUUUUGGAUGGGACAGUGACCAUAAAAAUCCCGUGCAGAUUUCAGAUAGAAUCAUGAUGUGCGCUUCUGUAAUGGUAGCUGAAGGCGACGGCCUCCCGGCGCAGAUCUGCGACGGCUGCUGCCUCCAGCUGGACAGCUCGUACGACUUCAGGAAGAGGUGCGAGCACUCUGACGUGACGCUUCGGGAACUCAUCUCCAAGUGCAGUUCCUUCGACUUGGAGUAUGUGAGAGUGUUGGUGGUGCAGGCGGAUGACGUGAAAGAUCUGAAGGACAUUCUUCACGUCAGCCUGGUGGAAGAGGUGAAGUUGGAGCCGUGCAGCUCCGACCCCCAGGAGCUGAGCGCAAGCGACCAGGCAAGCGAUGCUGCAGACACUCCGGACGCCAUAGCGCCGCAGGAGCCAGCCAGGCCGAGGACGAAGGGCGUGCGGCGAGGGCGUGCCGGCUCGCGCCCGCACCAGUGUGCCGAGUGCCAGAAAACAUUCACUCAAGCCGGGGACCUGCAGAUCCACCGCCGCAUCCACUCGGGCGAGCGCCCCUACGUCUGCGACACCUGCGGCAAGCGCUUCCCCUCGUCGUCGAACCUGGCGCGCCACAAGCGCAUCCACACGGGGGAGAAGCCCUUCGCCUGCUCGGUGUGUGACAAGAGCUUCACCGUGCGCAGUGCCCUCAAGGAACACCACAACGUGCACUCGGGCGACAAACGCUUUCUCUGCAAGGUGUGUGGGAAGAGCUUCGCGCAGCAGGGGAACCUCAAGAUCCACGAAAUGCUGCACACGGGCGCGAAGCCUCACGUGUGCUGUGUGUGCGGCCGCAGGUUCGCGCUGCGCGGCAACCUCAAGGACCACCUCAACAUCCACUCGUGCGAGAAGCCGUUCAGCUGCUCGACGUGCGGGAAGGCCUUCACCCAGCGCUCCACGCUCAAGGAGCACCUCAAGGUCCACAGCGGAGAGAAACCAUUCCUGUGCCCGCUGUGCUCCAAGGCCUUCGCGUACCGCAAGACGCUCAAGAUCCACAUGAACAUCCACACAGGGGCGAAGCCCCACGCGUGCCAGACCUGCUCCAAGUGCUUCUCCGAGCGCAGCCACCUUAAACGGCACAUGAAGCUGCACAACGGCCUCUGAGCGCUCCUUGGCCCUGGGUUCCCGUCUCCUCGGGAGGCGUGGUUGCAUCUGUCAGCGGGAUCUGACUCUCCCGGAUCCCCACCGGAUGUGGAACAAUUAGUGCCCGAUUAUUUAAACAAGUCAGACUCCCAACACCUGCACCGUUGCUGGACUUCUGUGCGAUUGGAUUGUAGUUCUUGACAUACUGAGGUUUUUUUCAGCCUGUGACAAGUGGGUAUAAAAAAUGUUUGAAUCACAUUCAUCCAGUCAAGACUGAAUUUGGUUUUUCACGAGGACAGAUGUCAAUGAACAAUGACUAAGAUUCAUGUGAACACAGAAAUCCUUAGAUAUUACCGGUUUUGUAACAAUGCGAAACCUGUAACGUGGGAAAUUUUUCAGAUAAUUCGUGGAGUGCCUGGGACUGUGAGUGUUUGACUUUUUUCAUCCGUGUCCCUUUGGCAGCAGAUAACUAGAUCUCAACUUCAAAAUACAUUUUAAGCCAGUCGUGUGCUUGCAAAUUACUGUACAGUAUUUAAGUAUUAAUGAAAUGUACAAAAUUAAAAAAAAAAAAAACUUUGAUUGAAAA